AGGUCCAAAUUGAAUCUCCCCAAACCCUAACCAUGACCUGAUCCGAAAUCCCCAAAAUCUCUCAUCUUCAUCCUCCACCGUCCGAUCAGAGCUCCAUCAUAGAAUAAAAGCAAAAGAAAUCACCAGAAAAACCUGAACUGCUUGACGAUGCCGUCCCACGGGGAUCUGGAUCGUCAGAUCGAGCACUUAAUGCAGUGCAAGCCGCUAUCGGUGGCGGAGGUGAAGACUCUGUGCGAGCAGGCGCGUGCGAUCCUUGUGGAGGAGUGGAAUGUUCAGCCGGUGAAGUGUCCGGUCACCGUCUGCGGCGAUAUCCACGGCCAAUUUCACGAUCUCGUCGAACUGUUUCGCAUUGGUGGCCACGCUCCCGACACUAAUUAUCUCUUUAUGGGCGAUUACGUAGAUCGAGGAUAUUACUCUGUGGAGACUGUCACUCUUUUAGUUGCACUGAAAGUUCGUUAUAGAGAUAGAAUAACUAUUUUAAGAGGAAAUCAUGAGAGCCGGCAGAUAACUCAAGUGUAUGGCUUUUAUGAUGAAUGCUUGAGAAAAUAUGGAAAUGCUAAUGUCUGGAAGUAUUUCACUGACCUCUUUGAUUAUUUACCUCUCACUGCCCUGAUUGAAAGUCAGAUUUUCUGCUUGCAUGGUGGACUAUCCCCAUCUUUGGAUACAUUAGAUAACAUCCGUGCUCUGGACCGCAUACAGGAGGUUCCUCAUGAGGGUCCAAUGUGUGAUCUCUUAUGGUCUGAUCCUGAUGACCGAUGUGGAUGGGGAAUAUCUCCUCGGGGGGCCGGGUAUACCUUCGGACAGGAUAUUUCUGGGCAGUUCAACCACACAAAUGGGCUCACUCUGAUUUCUAGAGCUCACCAGCUUGUUAUGGAAGGAUAUAAUUGGUCCCAGGACAAGAAUGUGGUAACAGUGUUCAGUGCACCAAAUUACUGCUACCGUUGUGGGAAUAUGGCUGCAAUACUUGAGAUUGGGGAGAAUAUGGAGCAAAGUUUUCUUCAGUUUGACCCAGCUCCACGUCAGAUCGAACCAGAGACCACGCGUAGAACCCCUGAUUAUUUUUUAUAAUUCCCGUAGCGUACGUCCGACCAGCUAAAAUUUCAUAUUUCCUGUUGUGUUUUUGUAGAUGUGUUUUACAACAAUCAGAGAGUUCUGGCAUCUAGUUGAGGGAAGGACAAAAGAAACCAUUGCUUUUUUGUUUUUUUAUCAUUCUUUUUUUUGUUCUGCUGCUGCUGCUGCAUUCAUAUGAGUCUCUAUAGGUUUCAUUUGUAGAAUAAGUUUUUUUUCCUUUAAUUUUUUUUUCUGUGUUUCGAGUUUAAAUCAUCUGGGGUGAUUAAAGUGCAUGUUCCGUUUUGUAAAAUGUUGAUUAUAUGUGAGAGAUGUUUCUUUGUGGUA
Molecule: messenger RNA, 1395 nt
Organism: Gossypium raimondii (Peruvian cotton)
Lineage: Eukaryota; Viridiplantae; Streptophyta; Magnoliopsida; Malvales; Malvaceae
Product: serine/threonine-protein phosphatase PP2A catalytic subunit
Exons: 6
Coding region: 148-1068 (306 amino acids)
Biological process (GO): peptidyl-serine dephosphorylation; mitotic cell cycle
Cellular component (GO): cytosol
Molecular function (GO): protein serine/threonine phosphatase activity
Source: RefSeq, a predicted model, not a curated record